AUGUAUCGGGGUUCUUUCGCACCGCCCCCUGCACAGUCGCCGCCUCUGCACCACCCCGUCCCGCAGCAUGUGUCGACCGUGCCGAUGAUGCGCUCACCUCCCCCUCCUUCCCAGCAGACGCCGAAUGCUGGCUAUGGCGGGAAUCCGUACCAGUCCUCACCAGCUCAAGGCGGCCCGCAGAACUACCAGGGAGGUCCCGGAUUCGGUGGGUUCAUGAACGACCCGACAGCGCAGAUGGGAUUCCAGGUGGGCAAGAGCGCGAUGGCGGCUGGACAGGAGUAUAUGGAACAGAACUUCAAUCGCUAUGUCUCCAUACCCGCGCUGAAGCACUACUUCAACGUCUCCAACUCCUACGUCCUGAACAAGAUCGCCCUCGUCCUCUUCCCCUGGCGACACAAGCCUUGGUCCCGACAGCAGGCUCGAAUGGCAGCCACCGCGGGCCCGAGCGGCCAAAUUACCCAGCAAACGUACUCGUCCAUGUUCCUGCCCCCGCGGGAUGACCUCAACUCGCCCGACAUGUACAUCCCUGUGAUGGCGCUGGUCACAUACAUCCUGCUGUCAGUGUUGCUGGCAGGUUUCCGCGGCCAUUUCCACCCGGAGCUGCUGGGGUCGAUCACAACCACUGCAAUUGCGGUGAUUCUGUUUGAAAUCCUGUGCCUCAAAAUGGCCAUGUACAUCCUCAGCAUCAACAACGACUCGCAGCUCCUGGACCUGGUCGCGUACUCGGGGUACAAGUUUGUGGGGAUCAUCGUUACAUUGGUUGCAUCUGAGAUACUGACGCCCGGCCGCGGAACGGGUAGCUGGGUCGGCUGGACGGUGUUUGUGUACACCUUCCUCGCGAAUGCUUUCUUCUUGCUUCGUUCGCUGAAAUACGUCCUACUGCCUGAUUCGGCCGAUGCCUCGAUCAGAGCCGGUGGUUCUAUGCAAACCGUCGCUCGGUCCCAGCGCAACCGUCGUACCCAAUUCCUCUUCGUCUACUCGUACGUUAUCCAGUUUGUUUUUAUGUGGGUGCUCAGUCGUGAGGGACCCUCUGCUUUGGCCGCCAACGGUGGCUCCUCAUGA
Molecule: messenger RNA, 1062 nt
Organism: Penicillium argentinense
Lineage: Eukaryota; Fungi; Ascomycota; Eurotiomycetes; Eurotiales; Aspergillaceae
Product: protein transporter YIF1
Exons: 3
Coding region: 1-1062 (353 amino acids)
Biological process (GO): endoplasmic reticulum to Golgi vesicle-mediated transport
Cellular component (GO): endoplasmic reticulum-Golgi intermediate compartment; endoplasmic reticulum membrane; Golgi membrane
Source: RefSeq, a predicted model, not a curated record